Messenger RNA from Galendromus occidentalis (western predatory mite), 1730 nucleotides. RefSeq names its product fatty acyl-CoA reductase 1. The record is from RefSeq and is a predicted model, not a curated record. Gene Ontology annotation, cellular component: peroxisome. The transcript is spliced from 7 exons. Gene Ontology annotation, molecular function: alcohol-forming very long-chain fatty acyl-CoA reductase (NADP+) activity. Bases 141 to 1604 code for a protein of 487 amino acids. Gene Ontology annotation, biological process: long-chain fatty-acyl-CoA metabolic process. Lineage: Eukaryota; Metazoa; Arthropoda; Arachnida; Mesostigmata; Phytoseiidae.
AGGGUUGAAAUCACUCGCUCUCCAGUCCCUUCGAGGAGGCCUAGUAUCAAGCAGUGCAGGGAAGAUCAGAGUGUGCCGUUUGCGGUAUCGUUGCGGAAGAUACAAGUGAGCUAGGAAUAUCGUGUGGAAGAUCGUACAGAAUGACCACGAUUCCACAGUUCUUCUCCGGGAAGAAUGUCUUCAUCACUGGCAUUUCCGGUUUCCUCGGCAAGGUUCUGAUGGAGAAAAUACUAAGAUCGUGCCCGGACGUGGGGGCCGUUUAUGUCCUACUUCGCGAGAAGAGAGGAGUUAGUAGUCAGCAACGUAUCGAGGGGAUUCUCGCCACGCAGCUUUUCGAUGACCUCCGAAGCUGUAGUCCCGAGAGCUUCGCCAAGGUUAAGCUGGUCACGGGCGACCUCUUGGAACACAGGAUUAUACCUGACGAUGGCGAUCUGGAAAUGCUCCAGAACACAAUCGACGUCGUAAUUCACUCAGCAGCUUCGGUCCGUUUUUCUGAACCGCUUAUCAACAGUAUCGACAUCAAUCUCAAGGCAACAUAUAAGAUGCUCGAGCUGGCGAAAACGAUGAAACAUUUACAUUCCUUCGUCCACGUUUCAACGGCCUACUCGAAUUGUCAGCUCAAGAAAGUGAGAGAAGAGAUCUACAAGUGCGAGUUCGACCCAGUUAACCUGCUGUCAAUGAGUGAAUGGAUGUCAGAGAAACUCAUGGAGCAUCUAACUCCGAAGAUUCUGGAGGAUAGGCCGAACACCUACACUUUCACGAAAGCGAUGGCCGAAAUUCUUGUCGAGCAAUACUCUUCUUGCUUACCGAUCGCGAUCGUCAGACCGUCGAUCAUCACCGGAGCCGCCUUAGAGCCCUUGCCAGGUUGGGUGGAUAACUACAAUGGUCCCAACGGUCUGCUCAUCGCACUCGGCACCGGAGCUCUCACAACUCUAUAUAGUCAACUUGACUGCGUUGCCGAUUUGAUUCCCGUGGAUUUCGUGGCGAACACGAUCCUCGCAGCUGCCAAGCAUUCGAAAGACGGUUUCAAGAUCUACAACUGCACCUCGGGCUCUCAAAACCCGAUAAAAUGGCGGAAAUUCAUGGAGGAAUCGGUCGAUUUCCCGCAUCGAUUUCCCUCAAUGUCCAUCGUUCGCUACCCGCAGCCGAGAAUUACCACACAUAAAGGACUGCACAAAAUACGUCUCUUCCUCCAACACUACGUUCCGGCCCAGGUGGUCGAUGCUGCGCUGCGAUUGGCUCGGAAGAAACCAAUGGCAGCGAAACUCUACCAAAGACUCUCGGCGUCGAUGGACCUCCUGGAAUUUUUCGCGACGAACGAAUGGGUUUUCGACAACACGAAUACCCAGAAUCUUUUCGCGGGUCUACACAAGAGCGACAAAGAUGAAUUCAAUUUCGAUGUGCGUACCAUAGAUUGGCCAUCGUAUGUGCAUACCUAUUGCAGCGGAAUCCGGCGAUAUCUACUCAAAGAAGACUCUUCGAAUCUAGAGCAAGCCAGAGCUCACGUGAGACGGCUCAAGUACAUCAAACAUGCUUAUGAUAUAUGCGGAAAUGUACUCUUGACGUGGGGCGCGUGGAAGGCGUGUUGCACAAUGCUCCUAUGAGCUGACUUCGGUGUACCUUCUAGGAGGCUUUUCGCGAAUCUGCGACAUAGAUAUGUGACGUCAUUCGAUUCGGUUGGUCUGAGGAAUGCCUCGACACAUAUAUGUUUUGAGAAUUCAGGAUGACAG